GGGGCCUGAGUCUGGACCCGGAAGCGGCUGAGGCAGCCUCUCGGCGGCGCUCGGCAGUCGGCGUCGGGCAGCGGCCGCUGCGGAGCCGGGAGUCGGGUUUUGUGGUGAUCUGAUUCCCUUGAGCGGAGGCUGCAGGUGCCAUGUCUGACGUGCUGGUGGGAUUGUGAGCGUGCAGCCAUUGCUGCAGCGGCUGGAGUGAUGCUGCAUGGGGUCCGUCUGCUGCUGCCCUGCAGUCCUGCCUAGCUCAUGACGGGUGCCUUGGAGUGGGUGAAUGCCGGCUGAAUGCAAGGCCUGCGGUCUGUGUGCUGGCUGAAGCCGGUGCCCGUCUGUCCAAGCGUUCCACUCUCUGCCAGCGUCAGUGGGUCUCAGUCGCGUCAACCCUCCCUCUCCUUCCCCCAUUAGUGCUGCUGAAUAGGCCCAAGAGCCAGCCAGGCCCCUGCGGUGAUUUGGAGGCAGAUCCCGACGCCCGUGAUGGUGGGAGCCAUUCCUCGGCAGCCGCGCCGCUUCUGGGGGGUGCCCGGAUGGCAGGUGUCUCCAGCUAGCUGUGCCAACGACCGUCUGCUGCUGGGGCAGGAGAGCUGCUCGGCGAGGGGUGGGUGAUGCGGCGCUGCAGUGCACUUCGUAGUGGAGGGCUUGUCUGGAGGGAAGGGGUCUGAUACACCACGCCCUUUCUUCAGUCCCGUGACCUCCUGACACCGUACACCCCUUCCCUGCCGCUUUAUGGGCUGUUUUGUCUUUGGCUCUGGUUGGGGUCCAGCCCGCUAAGGCUCCAUGCGGCACAUCCAUGCUGAGGCGUCCCUCCCCCAGGAGCAUGGCACAGACUCGGGCCUGUCCCGGCCAGGUGGCCAGGCGGCCUUGGACCCCACCCCAGAGCGCUGCCCCCGCCGCAGCAUCGUGAUGGGCUACAACAAGACGGAGAUCAAGCGCCAGAAGGUUUAUCAGGUCUCCAUCUUCUCCCACCUCUCCAGCUCCUCCGAGCCAGCAGACCAGAGAGCUGGGGGUGGGCGGCAGGCCAUCAAGAGAGGAUACCCAGAGCAGUGGGCUCCGGAGGCUGGGCGGGAUCCCAAGCGAGCCCACUGGGGGGGCACAGGGGCUGAGGCCAGGCAGGACGGGGUCCCUGGGGAGCUGCACCCUGGCCAGGACGCCCCAGACGACGACGCCUUGGAGGACGGGCUGCUGGUGGAGGAGCUGUCCCUUUGUGGCUCUGCCCAGCACUUCUCCCACAGCGGCCUGCGGGUGGUGGAGCACCGAUGUGGGGCCCGGGAGAGCAGCCCCAGGGCCUGCAGAGAGGACAGAUUGCAGGAGGCUGCCUCCUCCUGGCCACAGCACACAGCUUGCAGCACUUUGCACAUGAGAGACAGUUGCCCUGCCCAGCUGGGGGCUGGCCCCUUGGGGAGUCCCAGAGCCUGUGGCUCCGUGGAGGGCAGGGAGUGCCCCGGGUUGGCUGAAACCAGGGAACAGCCUGCAGAGGGGAGCGGGGCCCGGAGGGAGGAAAGGGCUAGCAGCCAAAAUCGACUUGACAUUGAUUUGCACAAUAUUGCACAAAAAUCCUGGGCAGCCUCGGGUGGGGCGGGGGAGGAGCAGCCAGGGGGCAGCCCCGCCCGCAGCCAUGGGGCUGGCAGAGAAGGGGAGCCGCUGACUGGGGCUGAUGGGCACAAGGAGCCCCACACCCCACGGGUGGCCCUGGGCCCCGAAAGCAACGGCCUGGGCUCCUCGGAGAAAACGCCCUGCAUGAGCAGCAGGCUCCCCGGGGCCGGCGGGGGCAGCUGCGCGGCGAAGAGGAAGCUGCUGCCCUCGGGCGAGGGGGACUCGUGUUCGGAAGACGAGAGCGUGGCGCUGGUGAGGAAGAAGAGGGCCCCGCUGUGCCACCCCAUCCUGACCGCCUGCCGCAGCACCGACGCCAAGGGCGCCCCCUUCUGGAACCACCUGCUUCCAGGAGCCAAGCGCUCCGCAGACGGCACUGCGGUGGGGCGAAGGCUAAAGAGUGGGCUGCGCCUGAAAUCGAGACAUCUCCGCAGCAGCCUCCGGAAGGGGCCUGUGGGCACCCGGCCCUCCACAGCUGCCUGGGCCACCACCUCCAUCAGCCAUGCUCUGCUGGGGAACUUUGAGGAGUCCAUCCUGAAGGGGCGCUUCGCCCCAUCAGGCAGGAUUGAAGGGUUCACCGCGGAGAUCGGGGCCAGCGGCUCCUACUGCCCCCAACACGCCACCUUACCUGUCGACGUGACCUAUUUCGACAUCUCGGAACACAGCGCACCCUCACCUUUCCUGGGAGUGAUAGACUUGGAAGCCUUGGGAAAGAAGGGUUACAGCGUCCCCAAAGCUGGAACCAUCCAAGUGACCUUAUUUAACCCUAACAAAACUGUGGUGAAGAUGUUCCUGGUGACGUACGACUUCCAGGACAUGCCGGCCAGCCACAUGACCUUUCUGCGCCACCGCAUCUUCCUGGUGCCCGUGGGGGAGGAGGGGCCCGGCGAGGCACCCAGCGACCCAGCCUGCGCCAGCCCACCCAGAAGGGUCCUUUGCUACCUGAUGCAUCUGAGGUUUCACAGCUCCAAGUCGGGGAAGAUCUACCUUCACAACGACAUCCGGCUGCUCUUCUCCCGCAAGUCGAUCGAGGUCGACUCGGGGAUCCCCUACGAACUGAAAUCCUUUACGGAGAUGCCAAGGAACCCCUGCUACUCACCCCGGGCCUGAGUGCAGGGAGUCCCAUGCCCCCCUCUCCACCCUCACCCCAGCACUUCGUAGACAAGUAAAGGGCAAGAGAGCGGAGCCGUCUCCUCCCCCAGAGGUACUGGCCCCCACCAAGCUGCGGGGUGGUGAGGCACACACACAUAUACCCCUGGACAGCAGCUUCACGCCUGUACCAGUGGGAGCACGGAGCCGGGGGUGAUGGGAUCAUGGAGAUGGCUGCAUGGUGUGUCCGGGAGCUGGCAUGCUGGCUCCUGUGCCCCCAGUGGGUCAGAGACGCUCCUAGGCCUCUGGUUGCCACAGCUCCAAGCCAUGCCCUUCAAGGGAGGCUCGGGGGCAGGAGGGCCCUCGGUCUGUGGGGCUCGGAUCAGGCGGAGCUGAGCUGGCUCCCAGGCUGUGGGGAAGGAUGGAGCAGAUGGCAGCUCUCAGAGGGGGAGGUGCUGUAUUUAUUAGUAUUUAUUGUUGGUGAGGAGCCAGGAUGGAGAGUUCACGGUGUGGCUCAUAACCCAGCCUUGACCACAAGUGCAGUGAGUCCGACGGGCUCUGCUCUUGGUGCUGUGUGCAUGUUGCACGACCAACCACACAGCCCAGCAUGACAGCAGAGGCUGAGCAAGAGACACUCAGCACUGGAAGAGCAGGGGAGACUGAGUCAGGAUUGAGAGGUAUCAACAAAACUGGUUGGUGGGACAG
Messenger RNA from Dermochelys coriacea (leatherback sea turtle), 3378 nucleotides. RefSeq names its product family with sequence similarity 214 member B (gene ATOSB). The record is from RefSeq and is a predicted model, not a curated record. The coding region runs from base 772 to 2694 and encodes 640 amino acids. Lineage: Eukaryota; Metazoa; Chordata; Testudines; Dermochelyidae. The transcript has 11 exons.